This is a messenger RNA of Ilyonectria robusta, 491 nucleotides long. RefSeq lists its product as uncharacterized. NCBI's taxonomy places the organism in Eukaryota, Fungi, Ascomycota, Sordariomycetes, Hypocreales, Nectriaceae. The annotation marks the transcript as partial. The transcript has a single exon. The record is from RefSeq and is a predicted model, not a curated record. Gene Ontology annotation, molecular function: protein binding.
UAAAAAGGUAACACCAAAACCAUGCCACUGUACACUAUUCGACUGAGCCUAAAAGAGUGGAGGGAUGAUCGCCUUUAUUCUUCUGAUUUCGCCUGGAAGGAGCCAACGGAGAACGAGGAGGGGGACAAUGUCGACAGAAUCUCCAGCUUACCGGACGAGAUGCUGCUUCAAUUACUUCCACAUCUGUACUCAAUGGCGGAUGUUGUUAAUCUUGUCAAGGUGUCAAAGAGAUUUUCUAGAUCUCUAAGCGGGGAGGUCUACAGAGAGAGCUGGCGCAUCAACUGGCUUCCUCUCUUCGUCGGCGCGCAAUUAGGUUCUAUCAAGAUGCUUGAGCGGUGCCUGGAAGUGAAUGCACCAGUAGACCAAGAGUGGCAUGAUGGUUCCAUUUGCUGGGAUAUGAAAAUGUACCGAUCCUGCCGCCCUAUUCAUGUGGCCAUCCAAAACAGACAGGUCGAAGCUGUGAAGUGACUUCUUGACAAGAAAGCUGAUCC